This is a messenger RNA of Cavenderia fasciculata, 4722 nucleotides long. RefSeq names its product RING zinc finger-containing protein (gene rnf160). The transcript is spliced from 6 exons. NCBI's taxonomy places the organism in Eukaryota, Evosea, Eumycetozoa, Acytosteliales, Cavenderiaceae. The record is from RefSeq and is a predicted model, not a curated record. Bases 1 to 4722 code for a protein of 1573 amino acids. Gene Ontology annotation, molecular function: acyltransferase activity, transferring groups other than amino-acyl groups.
AUGUUGGCAUUGAAUGGAGAAGAUUUUGAAUUUUCAAUGGAUGAUUUAAUUUCAACUUGCAAGAUUAUCUUUUCAUCAAAUCGUGAUCAGAUUGAUUGCAAGAUUGAAUUAUUAGGAGAAUUGAUCAAAUCGAUUAUUCAAUUAUAUCAUCAUGAAAAUACCAAAAAAUAUUCAACCAAUUUAUUAGAAUGUUUAGAUUGUAUACAUUCCAACAAUGGUAUUCAAUCAAUCAUUUCAAUUUUAUUUAAUCAAUUAAAUAUUUUAAAUAAUCCUUUGAUUGAAUUUUUUAAAACAAUUACAAUUAAAUUAUUAAAGAUUGGUGAUUUAAAUUUGAAUAUAUUAGAAUUUUUAAAAUGUUAUCAAAUUCAAUUUGAUUCAUUUAAAGAAAUUAAUAUUCAAAUUAAUAAUCUUGAUUUUGGUUUUACCAAACAAUCAGAUUCAUAUAAAUUGGAUAAUAGAUUUAUUACAUUAAAUCUUUAUUUAUUUAAUGUAUUGGAAAAUCUUUUACAACAAGAAGAAGAAGAAAAGGUUACAAUCAAAUUUGAUAAUCAAUUGGUAGAAUCAUUAUUAAUUGGAUUGGUAUUAUUGGAUUGUGAUAAUAUUCAAACUGAAAAUUUAAUCAUCCUUUCAAAACAUUAUCAAUCCUUUAAAUCAAAUUUAAUCAAUAUUAUAAUCAACCAAAAUUCCUCCUCUACCUCCUCUUCAUUUUUAUCAAGUGAAUGGUGGAAAAAUAUAAAAUCAAAAUCUGAUAAAUAUCCAAUUUAUACAAUUAUUAUUGGUAAUAUAUUAUCAGUUGUAAGAGAAAGAAAAGAAUCUAUUAUACAAUCAGUAUUGGAAGAAUUCAAUUUUACAACAACAAAUGAUAAUAAUUAUCAAUUAACUCAAGUAAUGAUGGAAUAUUUAAUUGAAUAUAAACCACAAUUGGUAGAAACAAAAAGACAAGAACUUUUUGAUACUAUUGGACAAUGGAGUGGAAACUCUAUGCCAAAUGAUAUUGAUAGUGUUGGUAUUAAACUUUCAUUAUUGUCAUUUAUCGUUCAAUCAGACUCUGAAAAUCCAAUUUCAGACAAACAAGGUGACAUUUUAAUAGAAACCCUAUCAACAAUUCAACAAUGGUACCUAAGAUCCAAAUCACCACUGAUGAAGGAUCAAAAUGUCAAUUUCUCUCGUCUAGACGUUCCCCUCUCCCAAUUCUUUAUCGUUGUUGGUCAAUAUGCAGUAUCUAAAAACAUCAAUCUUUCACCAAAUCAAUCACAAUUGGUUCAAUCAUUGUUGGUUCAAUUCGUCUUGGAUCAAUCCAUUGUAUUAAAUUAUAAUGCUUUGAAAUUUAUCAAUAUUAUCCUCUCUGGUUCAAAUAAUCAAUCCUUGCUUUUACCAAAUACAAGUCAAGAAUUUUUAAUCGAUAUUACAUCAAAAUUGAUUGAAAAAUGGAUUGAUGGUUCCAAUACAAUCAAUAGAAAUAGUUUGAAAAGACUAUAUAAUCUAUAUAGUAUUGUAAUUUCAAAGAUUGAUCCAAUCAUCAAAUACAAGUUGGCAAGUAAUCAUUUUACUUCACUUUUGGAAAUGCUCUCAUCCAAUCAUCACAAUAUACAAAAAUCAUCCUAUCUCUUGUUGGUUCCUUAUUUUGAAAACAAAAAAUCAGAAAUCAUUCAAACUUAUGUAUUGGAACAACAAGAUCAAGAUGAUAUUGAAUUUAUUAUAAAUGGUACUCUGGAAAAUUUACUUUUAAAUUUUGAUAAUAUUGAAAAAAAUAUUUCAAUUGGACAUUUAAUGAUAUGGGAUUUAUUAUUAAAAAAUUAUAAUGAACAAGAAUUAAACAAGAGACCAACUAUUAGUUCCUAUUUAAAUAAUGGUAGAAAGGUUGCAACCUUUUUAACUAGUAUUUUCAAAAAGGUGGAUACUGAAACCAAAGAUUUUAAACAUGACGAAUUCCCAUUGGACAAUGAAGAUAUGGACAUCAGUGUGAUUUGUGGUUAUUUGAUGUAUGUGGUCGUUCGUAAUCUACCAAGUAUGGCUAGAACAUGGUGGGGUGAUUUCUGUAGCAACAAGGUUGCCGCCCAAGUAGAUCAAUAUAUUGUAAAAUAUAUUAGUCCACUCUUGUUGCGUCGUGAAAUUGCUCUUGUCCAACAACACGUCGAACCAGCAGGCUCUAUAUUCAACAUUAAGGCAUCACUUGCCAAAAGAGAGGUGGUUGCCUCUUAUGAAAAGGAGGAUAUGAACAUUUCAUUGGUACUCUCCAUCCCCGACACUUAUCCACUACGUGUCUUGUCUGUAGACUUUGCCAAACGUGUUGGUGUCAGUGAAAUGCAAUGGAAAACAUGGCUCUUGUCCAUGACCUCCUUACUCUUGACACAAGAUGGAUCGGUUCUUGAUGUCAGUCUAUUGUGGAAGGCAAGUCUUGACAAACAUUUUGAUGGUGUAGAGGUUUGUCCCAUUUGUUAUUCCCUAUUCUUUAAUGGGACCAUACCCAAGUUCCAAUGCAAACAGUAUGGUUCUCCACUUCUCACAAGUCAAAUUGUCCACUUUGUAACUUUACAAUCAAUUAAAAUGAAAGGAAUAAAAGUUAAAGAAAAGAAAGAUAUUAAUACAAACAGUACAGUUGUUUUAGUAUUUGCAAUUGUUGUGGAAGCAAGAGUAUCUAUUCCAGACCUACAUAAACUUGUUGGUUUUACCAAACAAUCGAUUGCAUCUGGAGCUUCUUUUAGCAUACAAUCAUUAACAAAUGAUUCAAUAUUUGAACAACAACAGAUUGGUGGUUCAUCGUCAUCAUCUGCGUCUAUAUCACCACAAUGUGAAACAGAUUUAUAUGAUUUAUCAAAACUAAAGUAUCCAAGUUCAUUUGAAAUAAUUGAAGCAAGUGGAAAAGGAUUUUUUGAUCUUGGAAACUAUGAUAAUUGUUUAAGUUUACCAAGCAAUGUUUCACAAUAUUGUGCAGUGACCACUGAUAAUGGAUUUGUUACUGCAUUGGCUGCAUUAUGUCUUCCCUCUUCAUGCUCAGAGACUGACAUUAAUAUGGCAUUACAAACAUUGAUCAAUAUGACUGGUAUGGCCCCUUACUUGAACGAAACUGGACUUGGAGGAGAGUUUGAAAUCUAUUGUUAUUCUGGUGAUCAUCUUACUGACAAGUUACCAAUGACUGCUGGUCCAAUUGUAAUGAUUAUCUUGUGUUCUAUUAUCGCCGCCUUUGUGUGUGCUGGUACACUUGCCGAAUACUUUCUCUAUACACACAAGGCACUAUCUAAAAAGAACCAAGACACUGAAUCAUACCGUAUCAGUAGCAACAGAAACGAUUGGGAAAGGAACCAAUCCAAACAAGAGAAAGAACACAACUCUUCCAUCAACUAUAGCAGCUACCAAGGAGAAAUGAAAGAGGCCUCCACACCACUCCAAAUACUAUUGGCAUUCUCGUUGAUCCAAAACUACCAUAGUUUCACAACCUCGUCCUCUGACAAGAAACAUUUUGAUGUGUUGGAUGGCAUCCGUUUACUUGGUACCUGUUGGGUUGUCAUUGGUCACAAUAUUCUAUUCAACAUAAAUUUUGGAUUUGACAAUUUACAAACUGUCUUGGUCAAUAUCGUCCCAUCUAUUCCAUUCCAAUUAAUUGGUGCUGCAGAAUUCUCGGUUGAUAUCUUUUUCAUGUUGUCUGGCUUCUUGGUGUGUCACACCUUGUUGCAACAACUCGAAAAAGCAACUUACAUUGAUGGACCAAAAUACAAGUUUUGGUUAAAAUACAUUGUACAUCGAUAUAUCCGUCUCUCGCCACUCUACUUUUUCAUGUUGUUUUUCUUUUGGAAGCUCAGUCCUCAAAUUGGUUCUGGUCCAUGGUGGUUUGGUUAUUAUAGCCAGACGUCUAGUUGUGAAGGUUCCUGGUGGUCCAACCUCUUGUACAUCAACACUUUGUACCCACAAACUGGCUGUAUGGGAUGGAGCUGGUAUUUAGGUAACGAUAUGAUCUACUAUAUCUUUGUCGCUCCUAUCGCCGCAGUCCUCUACAAAAAGAACAAAAAGUUUGGAGUUGCUUUUGUAUUUAUACUUUUUGCCAUUACCUUUACAACCAAUUUCUGGAUCACCCUCAAGUAUAAACUCAACACAGUUUUCGAGAUUACCCAACUCCAAGAACAGGUCACCGACUUUACAACCGAUAUUUAUCAAAAGCCUUGGACAAGAGUUGGUGCCUAUGCAGUUGGUUUGGCCAUGGCAAUGAUUGUUGACACACCAGCCAUCAUGCAUGUAAUCAAAAACAAGGCACCUGUUCGUUACCUCUGCUAUAUCAAUGCACUAGGUAUCACCUCUUUUUUUACAUUCAUCCCUUACAAUUCGUAUAUUGGUGAUGGAUGGUCAACCCUCCAAAAUGCUUUUUUCAAUGCUACUGGACAUACUGGAUUUGUUAUUGGUGCUGGUCUAUUUAUCAUCACCGCGUUUGCAGGUCGUGGUGGUAUUGUUGCAUGGUUUUUAGAGCGUCCCAUUUUCAAGAACCUCUCCAAGCUCACCUACUCUACCUAUAUUGUGCAUCCGAUUGUGAUUUGGACAUUGGCAUACAGUAGAGUAACACUCUUUCACUAUGCAGUUGUCGAUGUUGCUGCCACUACCAUCUCCAACAUUGUUUUCUCACUUGUCUGUGCCUUUAUUCUUCAUCUUACAAUUGAAAAACCAGCAAUCAAUUUGGAAAAAUUAUUAUUUCAUCCAAAACCAUCAACUAUUAAAUAUUCAUUAUUAAACUAA